Messenger RNA from Rubroshorea leprosula, 1014 nucleotides. The record is from the annotation of a GenBank genome assembly. Lineage: Eukaryota; Viridiplantae; Streptophyta; Magnoliopsida; Malvales; Dipterocarpaceae.
AAUAGAAAAGAUGCUAUCCUUGGAUUAGUGCAAGGUAACCUUAGUUACCAAAAACUAAUGUUUACAGUAUAUCCAAAAUAUACUGUAAACAUUAAUGAUAGAAAUAUUAAUAAAACUCUAAGUUUAGCACAUGAAUUUGCUAGAGAAAACUUUAUGAAAGAUGGAUCAAUGCCAUACAGUAUUUACUAUAUGAUAAGUAGAAAUUUCCAGAUCUGCUCUCCCUUCCUCUUCCCUUCGGUCUGUGAGUUUCUACUAGUUGGGGGUGCGAUUUUUUGGGCAUUUUCGGUCCGUGAGUUCCCUGCAGCUUGCCACCAGCUUCUUCUUCUCCUUGCCAAGUCCGGUUCUUGCUGGAAAAUUCUGGUAUGAUGGCCACUUCUUUAAGCCCUAAAUUAGCCAUUUAAUUGCUGCCUUGUGUGUGUCCGAAUUGUGCCAGAAAUGGGGAGGAAUUCUGGUAGCAUUUAGUAGCAUUUUAAAUGUGUUUUAAGUUUGAUUAAGUAGAAUUGAGCUUGAAUUAGCUGCUGUGAUGUUUUGUUUGAAAAUCCCGUGCGUGUGAAUUGUGAUUUGCCAAAGUUAUGCUCUCCCUGUGCUGCCGUGAGAAAUGGGAAAAAUUUUGGUAGAUUAAGUUAUGUUUUUAAGCUUGGUUUAAGUGUGAAUUAGCUUGAAAUGGGUUGUGGUGAUUUUGGAGAGAGAAUCUGUCACGCCCCAAACCGAAUUCGAGGCGCGACAGACGCCAUGCACUCGUGAGAUGGGUCCCAUAAGUGCACAAGGCUCGAAACUUAUUCAAAUCACAAUCUGAUACCAUAAAAUCUCAAGAUAAAAUUUUACAAUAUGCUCUGAUAUCAUAAAAUCUCCACAUACACUCUAGCUUGCCAGAGCAUGAUUUAUUUCUAAAUCUAUAUCAAUCUCGAAAUGGCUAGCCUUCUAACUCGUCACUCCCCUUGGUUUCCCCAUCCUCAGUAUCGCUUCCUAAAAUGGUGGACAAGGAAAACUAUGAGAUAAAAUAUCUCAGUAAGU